AUGAAAAUUCGUAAUUCUAUUGAAUUAUUCUAUGCAGCAAAUAUUCUCAUCAACAAUAAUCUCUCCGCAUUGAUGCUCGAUAUCGAUCCACAAUUGCUUGAAGGCAAACGUAUUGCCAAAUUAUUAAUGGAUGAUCAAGGUAAAUGGUCAAAGAUGAAAAAAGAAUUUCGGGAAGUACAAAUAAGAGAUCGCAAAUUGAAACUACAAGUACUUGAUGAAUUACGUGCUGCCGGUUUGCGUAUAGUAAUACGUUCGAAAAAGACUAAACAAGUUGUUUACGAAAAAAAAGAAAAAAUUCGACUUAAUCAUAGUGACCAAGAUGAAUACAAUAAUGAUGAACUAGUCGAUGGUGGACAAAACAGGAUGACUAUUUCUAUUCAAAAUUCAACGGAGGUCAACGAACAAGAUUAUGAAGAGGAGGAUCUCGAUUCGGCUGAUGAUGCCGAUGAUUUUGAACAGGUCGACAAUAUUCGUAAUAUCUGUGAUGAAGUCGUUUGGAAUGUUAUGAAAAACGAUUCUCAAGUCUAUAUGCUAGCAGCUUUUUUGCGUGCGGAAAAAGUCGUCUGUUCGUUGAGUGACGUUGAACCUAAUGUCAAAUAUGAUUACGUCUGUGAAUAUGUUUCGAGACAAGGUCAACAGAUUCUUAUCGGCUUGGGUAUUGUUAUUUUUUUCUGUGUUUUAUCACUUCAACCAUUUCGAUGGUCUAUCUCGUUCAUUGUCAAACUAUUUGUCAAAUGUUGCAAAACCCGAUGUGGAAAUCAUCAUCGCAAGAAAACAGAAGCGCCUGCACGGAUAACCACUCAAAAUGACCAACGAAAACUCGAACCGAUCGUUCGAACAGACGAUCUAGGAGAAAUCACCACUGGUGACGAAUGCCAACAACAACUGAUGGGAGAUCACGUUAAUUCAGAGCCGCAUCGUCCAAUAAUAGCAGAAGAGGGCAUGAAAUUUUUGUGA
Messenger RNA from Didymodactylos carnosus, 957 nucleotides. Lineage: Eukaryota; Metazoa; Rotifera; Eurotatoria; Philodinida; Philodinidae. The record is from the annotation of a GenBank genome assembly.